AAAUUAACACAUUUUCUUUAACUCAAACUCUGUCAGCUGCAGGGCAGGCUAGCUUACUACCUAAUUUAUUUUAUACAGAGUUAAAAUCCCAAACACAUCAAGGAAGAUUAAAGAAAGAAAGAAAAAAAUCAGCCUUUUUUAGAACCAGCUUUCCCUUUUGAUGGUCUCGCCUUUCCAAAAGAGGCCCAAUUGCAAAACAUUUUGGCAGUUUAAGAUUUUUCAGGAACUUGUUUUCUUCCUUCUCCUUGCCUCCACCCAGCUCUACAAAGGAGAAAACGCAGCUCACAGAAAAAAACGUGUCUGCUUUUUUCCUGCAAAACAACUGAGAAAAAUCAAAAGGAGGAGUGAUCCAGUUUCAGAGUUUCGGGUGGAGUUGACACCAUGCCACAGAUGUUGACCUAUUCAGUACUGGUACUCUUUGUGACAUUGUUGCUGGGAUCCUUGCCAACUCUUGCCCAGAGAGAAACCCGUCAUGAGAAAUUCCACCGGCAGCAUGUUGCUGCAAAGUCCAACGUACUGGAUCCCAGGCUCUAUUGCAACCUGAUGAUGCAACGAAGAAGUAUGACGAACGUCAAGUGUAAACCUGUCAACACCUUCAUCCAUGGGGAAGAUACAGCAGUGGAUGCCAUCUGCAACAAUGGGGGGACUCACUCAAGUGAAAAUUACUACGACAGCAAUAGCUUGUUUGAGCUCACCCGUUGCCGCUCGACAGGGAGAGGAACUGAGCCUCCCUGUUCCUACCGGGGCUGGCUUACCACCCAGCGGGUCAGAGUUGCCUGCGUAAAUGGCCUGCCAGUGCAUUUCCAACAAGCUCUUUAGAAAUAGCUAUGACCACCAUUAGAAAUAUCAUUGACCAUGGUGGCUAGUUAGAGAUUAUAUAUCUUCAGCUAUUUUAGAAGCCAAGAGGAUUCCAAGUCCUAAUUUUAGUGCAAUGCUGUAUUUCAGUUACAAUUUGCUCUUGACAACUUUUUUUCAUUUCUUUUUAUUUGCCUCCCUCUCUUUAGAAUAGAAUAGAGCUGGAAGGGACCUUGGAGGUCUUCUAGUCCAGCCCUCUGAUCAAGCAGGAUAACCUAUACCAGUGGUGGUGAAU
Molecule: messenger RNA, 1090 nt
Organism: Crotalus tigris (Tiger rattlesnake)
Lineage: Eukaryota; Metazoa; Chordata; Lepidosauria; Squamata; Viperidae
Product: ribonuclease-like
Exons: 2
Coding region: 382-819 (145 amino acids)
Molecular function (GO): nucleic acid binding
Source: RefSeq, a predicted model, not a curated record